Messenger RNA from Tarenaya hassleriana, 2290 nucleotides. RefSeq lists its product as uncharacterized. The transcript has 8 exons. The record is from RefSeq and is a predicted model, not a curated record. Lineage: Eukaryota; Viridiplantae; Streptophyta; Magnoliopsida; Brassicales; Cleomaceae. Bases 594 to 2240 code for a protein of 548 amino acids.
CGGAGCACUGUUUAUAAAAGUUUUAUUUUACAUAAUGUUAGUGUUAAAUUGGGUCGAUGAUGAUGAUGAUGUGGUUUGCACUUUCAAAAUAGAAAGUCAAACAUUACCAUGAUUGAAGAAUCGAAUGUUUGACUUUUUAUAUUUGGUGUUUAUUUGCCAUAUCACUAACGUAAGGUAUAAUUAAAUUUAAAUGAAAAAGGGGUUUUAGGGUCAUGGGGUUCACGUCAUGACCACCACCUCCGCUGUAAUUACUGAGACUUGGUGUUGUGUUCUGUCUGACUCACAGUUGGAUACGGCGAAGUUCAUGUGACCACACCGAAAAUGUCAACACUAAUCUAACCAUAUAUUACAUAUAUAAACCCUAAACUCGAUUUCAAUGGUAUCUAAUACGAUAUAUAUAUCAUAUUAACAUCAUAUUUUACAAGUUCUUUACAUAUAUAUAUGUAUAUAUACACAGAAUCCUUUGCAUGCAUAUGAUCAAAACUCACCGACCUUACUAUUAAUGGCUCCCACGUUUCACAUUCUCCAUCUUUCCCUCCAUUGAUAUAAUAACUGUCUUCUUCUUCUUCUUCUUCUGAUGACAUUGCAGACGGAUGAAAUUUGAACAACUCCUCAUGGAAACUGGACAUCAACACUGUCAGAAACAUGAUCUUCAACAAAGUGUGAUGAGUCUAGACGGGGAACUGGGCCAUGAACAAGCAAUCCACAAAGCCUUGCGAGCUGCCGUCAAUGGCACCGUCUUAUCACAGCCACGCCUCACCUUUUCCCUUCUUCCGCCUCAGGUUCAGGAGCUUAUCACAGAAAUUGCAACGGUUGAAGCAGAGAUUCUUCGUCUAGACCGCCAAAUUCAGGAGCUGAAACUUGACCUGUACCAAGAACAGAUACAAAACCAAGAGAUGCAGAUGAGUUUAGUGUCGGAGCAGCAAGAGCAGAGGAGGGUUCUCACCAGACAAAAUCAUGUCAGACACGAUCUGCAUCAUCGGUCAAUGUCCCAAUACUACCGACGAGCUCCCAGAGAUUCAGCCUCGGCCCACUCCAGGUUCUCGUUCGCUUAUGCUUCUUCCGAUUUCUUCAAUGCAACUUCCACAGGCUUCACAGAUGAACUUGAUAAGUUGUCGAGGAUGCAAGUGACAAAAGGGAUUCAAAUAGUGGAAGCUAAGAUUAAAGAUGACCCCAACGAUGUAUCAGAGCAGCUCAUCAGGUGUCUCAUAGGCAUAUAUCUGGAAAUGAACCAGGUAUCACCAGGCAAAGCUGAAGGAGAUGUUGUACCAAAGCGUCAGAGUCUUCCACACUCGAGGAGACAAUCCUUUAGCCGGAAAGCUAACACAUACACUUGUUAUUACCAGAAUACACUGAAUCUAGAUCCUUACCGCAUUUUGUCAGACUCGAGCGGGGUCAUUAGGGAUGUUGGCCCUUACAAUAACUUCAUUCACAUAACUAAGAGCUCACUUGAUGUGAGCAGUUUCACCCACUACUGCUCGCCCGCUGUCCCACGAUUAAGGGUUCUGAUGGAGAAACUAGCAGAGGUUGAGUUGAGCUUCUUGACCUACAAGCAGAAGCUUGCAUUCUGGAUCAAUAUCUACAACGCCUGUGUAAUGAAUGCAUUUCUCGAGCACGGGUUACCUUCAUCGCACAACAAAUUACUUACCUUGAUGAACAAGGCUUCGCUCAACGUGGGCGGCAUAGUCUUGAACGCUUUGGCCAUUGAGCAUUUCAUCUUACGCCAUCCAGGUGAACCAGAACAUGUAAGCCGAUCUAACUCAUCGAAUUCACAGCAAUAUAAACACUAUCAGUUGAAUCUAAGAAGCUUUUUCCAUGAAAAGGGUUUGAACAAUGAGAAGGAAACUCUACUGAGGCACGCUUACGGCCUUGGAUACUCUGAGCCCAAUGUGACAUUUGCACUUUGCCGUGGAAACUGGUCCUCGCCAGCGCUCAGAGUUUACACACCGGACAACGUUGUGAACGAUCUAGGCAGAGCAAGAGUAGAGUAUCUAGAAGCUUCUGUCGGUGUUUCGAGCAAGAAAAGGAUUGUGAUUCCACAGCUCCUGCAAUGGAAUAUGAAGGAUUUUGCAGACGAUAUGGAAUCCCUUCUGGAGUGGAUUUACAGUCAGUUGCCGAGAUCAGGGAGCUUGAAGGGCAUGAUGAUGGAAUGUCUGAAAAGAAAAGCGAAAACUCCUUUAACUAAAAUGGUCGAGAUUCAGACAUACAGGGACGAAUUCCGUUACCUGUUGUCAUUGUAGACGAGAAAAGAAGCUUCUCUUGUUAUUAUUACAAUGCAGUUCUUCCGCCA